Messenger RNA from Saprolegnia parasitica CBS 223.65, 806 nucleotides. RefSeq lists its product as hypothetical. The record is from RefSeq and is a predicted model, not a curated record. The transcript is spliced from 6 exons. The coding region runs from base 58 to 795 and encodes 245 amino acids. Lineage: Eukaryota; Oomycota; Saprolegniomycetes; Saprolegniales; Saprolegniaceae.
ACCUCAAGUUUCCUGUGACAAUCGAUCGCGCCUGUCCAAGAUCCAUUCCGCUGCCCGAUGGUCCGACAAGUGACGCUCUCGGUGCAAGGCAGCUCGGUCGUGCUUGGCCCCAAGGGUAAAGCCAUCGGUCUCUACCACCUGCAAUUGCAGGACGGAGGACGCGUGCGCUCGACGCAGGCCCGCUACAGCCUCCUUCGCCGCCACAUCUUUGACGUCUGCAGUGGAUACCCAUGGGUUCUAGACGUGUUUCCUCGCAAGAAGCCUCUGCAACAUGCUUGGAGCACACUGGUCAUGGUCGAACGCGAGCACCAACUGGCGCACUGCUGCGCUCAGAUCUCGCGCAUUCACUUUACAAACGAGAGCAUUGAGCAGCUACACCAGUUUUUUGACCAUGCGGACAGCGUCUCUGCGUCCUACGCCACCACGGACCGCACCGCCAAUGACAACAAUGACGCGCCCCAAGUGGAUGCCGACGAGCCCGGUGACGUCGUGUGCGUCAGAAAGCUCAACGCAGCGAUGCUUCAGCUCUUUCCCGAUCUCGAUCUGGCCGCGCCACGGCCACCGCGCCACGUUCCCGCCAAGCCGCACGAACCUGCACGCCAUGCGAAUCAUCUCGACGCCAGCCAUGCACAUCGCUUUACGCCCAGCAACCAGGACCACCAUGGAAACGUGCGUGGGUACGAGACGUGGCAGGCCGCCCCGCUCGCCAUGGCCGAGUUUGACCCGGACGAGCUCAUUGCGAUUCUUCGGCAACACGUCGACGAGCAAUUAGCAAACCAUAGCAGCGCUCUCUAGAAUGAACCAUA